AUGACUGCAAAAAAAGGACUCGCUGAAGCACAACUCUUACAAAUAUUAGAAUCAGAUGAUUUUUUUAUAGAUAGUGUAUUAGAUGAGAGUGCCUGUGAUAAUGAAGAACAUGAUUUUGUGACAGAAGUGGAGGAAGUGGGUGAUAUCAUAACAGACAACAAAUAUCCUGACAGUAAUGAUUUGGAGGAUUUGGCCGGAACUAACGAUGUGUUAUGUGAUCAACAUGUAUAUAAAGCGAAAGAUGGAAAUUUGUGGUCUAAAACUCCCAAUACAGAUAGUAAACAAGAGAAAAUAGCUGUGUUGGAAAAAUAUGAAAUUCACAUAAGAAAGAAAGAUAUAAGCAGAAUAGAGAAAGAAGCAGAUAAAAACAAUGAAGAUCCAUUUACAAAAGUUAUCGUGUAUGACAUGCAAGCCAUACUACCUAUGAUAGUAAAUAUUAGUUUAACUAAAGUAGGUCAAACAAUGCUUCGUCCACUAUAUUAUCUCAAAAUUUUGAGGAGGUUACCAAUAUUCCCGAGCUUAGAUAAGGGAACCAAUAAUCCAAAUUUAGAAGACGAAGGUAAAACUCUCAGGAUUUAA
This is a messenger RNA of Psylliodes chrysocephalus, 579 nucleotides long. Lineage: Eukaryota; Metazoa; Arthropoda; Insecta; Coleoptera; Chrysomelidae. The record is from the annotation of a GenBank genome assembly.